AAUUUUUAUUUAAUCAUUCAAAACUUAUGAUAUAUAUAUAUCUAAUGCCAUUUUUAGAGAAUCUAUAUAUAUGUGUGUGACCCUGGACCACAAAACCAUACAUAAGGGUAAAUUUUUUGAAACUGAGAUUUAUACAUAAUCUGAAAGCUGAAUAAAUAAGCUUUCCGUUAAUGUAUGGUUUGUUAUGAUAGGACAAAAUUUGGAUACAACUAUUUGAAAAUCUGGAAUCUGAGGGUGCAAAAAAAUCAAAAUAUUGAGAAAAUCGCCUUUAAAGUUGUCCAAAUGAAGUCCUUAGCAAUGCAUAUCCACUCACAAAAAUACAUUUUUGAUAUAUUUACAGUAGGAAAUUUACAAAAUAUCUUCAUGGAACAUGAUCUUUACUUAAUAUCCUAAUGAUUUUUAUUUCAUAAUGUGAAAAAAAAAAAAAAAAAAAAAACAGUUUAUAGACAUGUUUUAUGCCAACUGCUCCUAUAAUUUCCUACAGUAUUUGUGGAGUUUCAGUCUUGUAGAAUAUACAUUCAUUGAUUUGGAAGAUACUUUCAUCCAUACUCAAAUGUCUGGUAAAUAGCCUAAUAAGUUAAAUAACAAUAAAAAACAACUAUAUUUAUGAUCUCUUUUUUUAACGAUAUAAGUGAAAACUUCCCCAUGUGACAGCAGCCAGUCUCCCCUAUAAAAGCUCAGUGAUGCUUCUCGAGCUCAUUCAGGUGCGGUGAGUCAGAGGAGAGAGGAGCAGCACAGAUUCACGCAGCAGCAUCUGAAUCUGGGAAUAAAGAGUUUACACACAUUAGGAUCGCAUGCUGCACCUGUAGAAUGAAUUUUAGGGAAACAUUUGUGUAGCGCAUGGAAUGUUAUAGAAAUCGUAUGGGUGCGUAAAACCGUGCCAUGCAGGGGAACAGCAGCGUGUUGGCACCGGGUUUAGCGUCGUGCGGUCCGGCACUGGACGAGGGCGAUGCGCUGUCGAACCGGACUGUCCAGAACCUGUCGCUCCGCUGCUGGCUGCAGCUGCUCUCCAGAGAGUCCGCGCCGGAGCUCUACGGAGACAGCUCGAGCAUGGCCAUGCGCGUUGUGAUUGCGCUCGUCUACCUGAUCGUGUGCGCGCUGGGGCUCGUCGGGAACUUGUUGGCACUUUACCUUCUCCAGUCGCGCCACAGACUCAAGCAGUCGUCCAUCAACUGCUUCGUCAUGAGUUUGGCUGUGACAGACCUGCAGUUCGUCCUGACCCUUCCGUUCUGGGCCGUGGACACCGCGUUGGACUUCAGAUGGCCGUUUGGAAAGGUGAUGUGCAAGAUCAUCAGCUCGGUGACCACCAUGAACAUGUACGCAAGCGUGUUCUUCCUGACGGCCAUGAGCGUGGCGCGCUACUGCUCUCUGUCCUCUUCCCUACGGAUGCAAAGUCCCAAAACGGCCUCGGCCGAGGUCAAGUGGGCCAGCUUGGGGAUCUGGCUCGUGUCCGUGGUGGCCACCAUCCCUCACGCGGUGUACUCGACAACGGCGCAGGUGUCCGACGACGAGCUGUGCCUCGUCCGCUUCCCGGACUCCGGCAGCUGGGACCCGCAGCUGCUGCUCGGUCUCUAUCAGACCCAGAAGGUCCUUUUGGGCUUCGUGAUUCCGCUGGUCAUCAUCUGCGUUUGUUACCUCCUCCUGCUUCGCUUCGUUCUGCGGCGGCGCGUCAGCGGCAUUCCCGGCUCGGACAGCGAGAGAGGGCGGCACAAGCGCCGCUCCAAAGUCACCAGAUCCGUCACCAUCGUGGUUCUGUCGUUCUUUCUGUGCUGGCUGCCCAACCAGGCGCUGACCCUUUGGGGAGUGCUCAUCAAAUUCGACCUGGUGCCGUUCAGUAACGCGUUUUACAACACGCAGGCCUACGCGUUCCCCAUCACCGUGUGCUUGGCGCACACCAAUAGCUGUCUGAACCCGGUGCUGUACUGUCUGAUCCGACAGGAGUACCGCACCGGCCUCAAGAAACUGCUGUUUAGAGCCACUCCGUCCAUCCGGAGCCUGGCCAAACUGGUCUACAGGAGGAAGAAGGUGGCGGAGGCUCCGUCUGGAGUUGCCGUGGUGCAGAUGGAGAUCGGGAUGUGACGUUAGGGAAAAAGCCACUGAAACUUGUUUGAACUUUUAAAUGCAUCAUUAUCGCAUACCUCUACAACAUGGAUUUAUCAGACAUUGCUGAUUUGAAAUAUCAUAUAAUACAUCUACAUUACCAGCGAUUCAUUUGGACACACUUUUUUUAUGUUUUUCCCAUUCAAGUUUAAGGAAAUAUUCGUAAAAAGCUUAUGGGAGAAACAAAAAUAUGGGUUACACUUUAUUUUAAGGUGACGUAGUUACAUUGUACUUACUCAAAUAAGUACUGUAAAUACUUAAAUAAGUUAUGGGUAAGGUAUGGUUUUGGGUUAGUUGUAAUUAUGCAUAAUUUACUUUUAUUAUAUAGUAAGCACAUGUAGUACUGUGUAACUACAUCACCUUAAAAUAAAGUGUUACCAAAAUAUCUAUCUAUCUAUCUAUCUAUAUUUUUAUUUAUUUUCAUUUAAUGAGUGAAUUGAAGCAGAUAGUGAUGUAAAAACUUUAACAAGUGUCCAGCAUAUGGGAAUGCACAAAUGAUAUUUGUUAUAGUUUCCGUUCACAACUAUAGAAGUUUAUCCAGCUAUGAAGAUUUGUGCUUCUGAGAAUCCUGGAAAUAGUUAUAAUAAUAAUAAUAGUUAUAUAAGAAAUGAGAAGGUGUAUUCAACCUCCUGACUGGUAAUGUGAUAUAUGAAACCAUGAUAGUUGAUUCAUGGAAACAUUUUGAUUUCCGGCCGUCUCAAACAGCCAAUGUCUCCAUAAAAUAUGCAGUGUUUCCAAAAGCUGAGUUUCAGGACAUUCACUGAAACCGAGUUUAUUCUUUCCUGCUGGGGAAAAAAGGGCCGUAAAAUAUUGACUGAACUUUUCGGACCUUUAGAGGAGAAAGCCAUGAGGAACUGUUUCUAAACUGACCUUAAGCACUUUGAAUAGUUCAGUCCAUUUGCAGUGUGAACACAAUCUGCACAUCAUCAACAACACUGUCUUUCUGAUGGAGUUUCAAAGUUUUUUUUGAGGAAAAACAAAUGUUUAAAUAUAUUUCCACUUCUGAUACAUCUUCUGAUAGCAUGAGUCAAUUGCAAUAGUUCACUUUGCUGGAUUGUACAUGGCUCUGUGUAAAUAAAAACGUUUCAAGCAAA
Ctenopharyngodon idella (grass carp) is the source of this 3194-nucleotide messenger RNA. RefSeq names its product relaxin family peptide receptor 3.2a (gene rxfp3.2a). NCBI's taxonomy places the organism in Eukaryota, Metazoa, Chordata, Actinopteri, Cypriniformes, Xenocyprididae. The transcript has a single exon. Gene Ontology annotation, molecular function: G protein-coupled receptor activity. Gene Ontology annotation, cellular component: membrane. Bases 883 to 2079 code for a protein of 398 amino acids. Gene Ontology annotation, biological process: immune response; G protein-coupled receptor signaling pathway. The record is from RefSeq and is a predicted model, not a curated record.